Galeopterus variegatus (Sunda flying lemur) is the source of this 700-nucleotide messenger RNA. RefSeq names its product cortexin 2 (gene CTXN2). Bases 327 to 572 code for a protein of 81 amino acids. Lineage: Eukaryota; Metazoa; Chordata; Mammalia; Dermoptera; Cynocephalidae. The transcript has 2 exons. The record is from RefSeq and is a predicted model, not a curated record.
AGAAAGAGAACUGAAGACAAACAAUGCAGAAUGAUGAUUGUCUAGAUUUCUCUAGUGAGACAUUUUGAGAAUUUUCAGACAGGUUUCCCAGUGCUUGGGAAGGAAUGAGUGCCAGCGUCCUUGGGAGCCCUCCAAAGAUUCUCUUAAGAGGGUAUUUCUCUUAAGGUUGAAAUCUGAGGGGUUUGGGAGUGGAUUCUGACAGACCCCAAGGUUUUGGAUCUCUGGGAAGCCCUGAAAUUUACACAGUUCACCAUGAGGAAGACAUCUGGGCCAAGAGGUGAUUCCAGCAGGAAUUGUGAAGAGCCACAACGAUGUGCCAGUGAAUAAUGAGUAGUACCUACUGUGGCAACUCUUCAGCUAAGAUGAGCGUCAACGAAAUAUCAGCUUUCUCACUGACUCUGGAGCAAAAAUCUGGCUUUGCUUUUGUUGGGAUUUUGUGUAUCUUCUUGGGACUCCUUAUUAUCAGAUGCUUCAAAAUCCUCUUAGACCCAUAUAGCAGCAUGCCUUCCUCUACAUGGGAAGAUGAAGUUGAAGAGUUUGAUAAAGGGACAUUUGAAUAUGCACUCGCGUGAGAGUUCCAGCUUUACGGGUUUUAUGGUUAUGCCUUUGGGACACGUGGUGGGUGCAUUUGUGACCUUGAGUGUGCAGGCGAGAGGCUCAUUUCAUUCACUGAAUUCAAUAAACAUCUAUGAUUAACUUA